AUGCAAUACAAAUAUUUAAAAAGGGGCGGGUACUCGUUUGGAUUCGUUUCCAUAUGCCUGUGUCAUGUUCUGAUAACGGACAUGAUAAGGUUACCUGGUUUACUAAUAUCCUGUCGCACACACCGACAUUUGACCAUCUUUCGUCACACACUCGUUCAAGUCUGCCACAGAGAACCAAUCAUGCUGAUUAAAGAAUUCCGGAUUCCAAUGCCGCUUUCUGUCGACGAGUAUCAGUAUGGUCAGCUGUAUGCGUUCUCUGUGGAAAGCUUGAACAAUACUGGUGGCGGAGAAGGAAUCGAAGUCAUUCGAUCUGAACCGUUCAAGGAUGUUCCCAUGAAUAACGCAAGUCACAGCGGCCAGUACACAUACAAAAUUUAUCACAUGGGCAGCAAAGCCCCAGGUUUCGUCAAAGCAUUUAUGCCAAAAGGAUGCCUGGAAUUUCACGAAGAGUCCUGGAACGCAUAUCCGUAUUCUAAAACUGUUAUUACGAAUCCCAAGUUUAUGAAGGAGAAUUUCCAAGUGACAAUCGAAUCAGUUCAUCACGCCGGCGGACCCAACGUUGAAAAUAUCUUAAAUUUGUCUGAAGAAGCGUUGAAGAUGAGAGAAGUCGUACACAUUGACAUCGCCAACGAUAGGAUAUCUUCGAAAGACUACAAGGCCGAGUUAGAUCCGACAAUCUACCGUUCAAAAAAGACCGGACGGGGACCGUUAGAAGGAACGUGGCAAAAAUCAAAACCGUUAAUGACAUGUUAUAAACUAGUGACGGUUGAAUUCAAAUGGUUCGGACUUCAGGGACGGGUGGAAAACCACAUUAUGAACACUGAGCAAAGAAUCUUUACCCUCUUUCAUCGCCAAAUCUUUUGUUUGUUGGACGAUUGGUGUCAAAUGACCAUGGAAGACAUUCGCAAAUUUGAAGACCAAGUAAAAAAGGAACUCGAUAAACAAUUGAAACAAGGAGAACCUCGUGGAAUGACAGCGGAAUGAGAGGAAAAUACGAAAGAACUCCUACCUUUAUUAUUAUUUCCAGUGUAGUCUGAAGUAUGCUGCCUCACCUCUGUAUUGUCUUCUUCCUUUUCAGUGACGUACUUUAGCACUUUGCUGUUUUAUUGUGUUAGUAUGA
This is a messenger RNA of Daphnia carinata, 1120 nucleotides long. Its product is annotated as phosphatidylinositol transfer protein alpha isoform-like. The transcript is spliced from 9 exons. NCBI's taxonomy places the organism in Eukaryota, Metazoa, Arthropoda, Branchiopoda, Diplostraca, Daphniidae. Gene Ontology annotation, biological process: phospholipid transport. Bases 1 to 984 code for a protein of 327 amino acids. Gene Ontology annotation, molecular function: phosphatidylinositol transfer activity; phosphatidylcholine intramembrane carrier activity; phosphatidylinositol binding. Gene Ontology annotation, cellular component: cytoplasm. The record is from RefSeq and is a predicted model, not a curated record.